Molecule: messenger RNA, 719 nt
Organism: Homarus americanus (American lobster)
Lineage: Eukaryota; Metazoa; Arthropoda; Malacostraca; Decapoda; Nephropidae
Product: DNA-directed RNA polymerase II subunit RPB1-like
Exons: 4
Coding region: 98-643 (181 amino acids)
Cellular component (GO): extracellular matrix
Source: RefSeq, a predicted model, not a curated record
CUCCACCACCCAUAUAUAAGUAGACACCAACGUCCGUCUACCAUCAUUCACUCCACAUCCUCCACAAGCUCGUCAUCUCCCCUCAUUCACCGGAAACAUGUGGACCAAGGCGAUCUUUACAUUAGUGGUGGUGGGCGUGGCUCUUGCUGCCCCCUCCGACCGCUACGCCGCACCCAACCACCAGCCCACCUACGAGGAGCUCAUGCCGUACCAGUUUGAGUACGGUGUGAAGGACGAGUACUCCGGCACCGACUUCGGCCAGAACGAAGUAUCUGACGGCAAGGCUGUAACAGGCUCCUACACCGUCCAACUCCCCGACGGUCGCAAACAGACGGUGACCUACGUGGCGGACCACUACGGCGGCUACCGGGCUGAGGUUGAGUACUACGGUGAGGCUCAGUACCCCCACGAGUACGGUCCCCCCGUCACCUUCAAGCCCCAGUCUUACGGCCAUCCCCAGCCCUCAUACACACCCCAGCCCUCAUACACACCCCAGCCUUCAUACACACCCCAGCCUUCAUACAAACCCCAGCCAACACCCUCAUACCGCCCCACACCCUCAUACCGCCCCACACCCUCAUACCACCCUACACCAUCUUAUCACACCACACCAUCUUAUCACACCACACCCUCAUACCACUAAACCUUGUCCCGCCGCCUGACAUGUCCAGUCUCCAUUAAAUUAUUUAUCUAGCGUGUAAAUAAAACUGCAGCAUCAA